AUGGAAUGGGAGGAAAAGGAGAAGGUAGUGGGUGAAUGCAGCAGAGAACGACCGUCUCCAUGGAGGUGCAGGGAUGGAGGUGCAGGGGUGAACGCCCGGAGAGAGAGAGAACAGAGAAACAACAACAAUAACAACAACAACAACAACAACAACAACAACAACAACAACAACAACAACAACAACAACAACAACAACUACAACUUGUAUUCAAGAAUAUUCUCGCUCCUUCCUCCCUUUCCCCCUCAUGCAAGCUGA
This is a messenger RNA of Closterium sp. Yama58-4, 255 nucleotides long. The record is from the annotation of a GenBank genome assembly. NCBI's taxonomy places the organism in Eukaryota, Viridiplantae, Streptophyta, Zygnematophyceae, Desmidiales, Closteriaceae.